UUCACUCCUUCUCACCAAUUUUUUCAAGAUUUUAUGACAAAAAACUUUUGAUAUGCAUUAAUUGAAAUAUCCUUAUUUGAUUUUUUUUUUUUAAAAAAAAAAGCUUUGGUGGCCCCUCUUCGUCUUCCUUCAUCUUUUGAACCUUCGACGGAACUGGUGCCCUUGCCACCACGGGUGCAUGUGACGCCAUCGGAGCAUAAAUCCUAGGAGGCGGCACAGACUUACUUGACGCCGCAUAGGCAAUGCUUGAUGGAGGAAGCGGCGCGUGCUCUUGACUAUGCGGUGGCAGUUGCUCGUCGUUGCAGCCACGCACAGACCACCUCGCUUCACGCUGUCUCUGCCUUGCUCGCCUUGCCGUCAUCCAAGCUUCGGGAAGCUUGCACGCGCACGAGAGCUCCUCCUACUUGCGGCGUCUGCAUUUACGAGCUCUAGAACUUUCCGUCGGAGUCUCCCUGGACCGAUUUCCUUCUUCCAAGGCGCUCAAGGGAGAUCGUCCUGUGUAGAAUUCUCUCGUGGCCGCCAUCAAACGAUCCCAAGCUACCCAGAGGAGGCAUUCGGAGGUCUUCAAACAGUUACGCUCAGAAAGCAACUUUACUGGAUAGCAUUAUGUUGGGGGAAAAGGAGGACAAUGUUGAUGAAAUCGUUAACUGAUACAGUCACAAACAAUAGAAGAAUAGAAAUUAAGGUGAAAAAUAAAGCAUUGCAGUUAAAAACCUGGUCUGAUCUUCCUGCAUAGCUCUUGGAAUUGAUUUUGUCCCAUUUGACCUUAGUAGAAAAUGUUCGCGCUUCUGUCGUUUACAAGAGAUGGCAUUCUGCUGCCUCUGCAGUAUUGUAAACCAAUCACCAUGGCUUAUGUACUUUCCAAAAUUGAGCAACUGAUAUGAAUUCUAUGACCCGGUGCACCGCAAGACCUAUUCCCUGGAGUUUACAGAGUUAAGUGGCGCCAGACUGUGUUAUGCUAAAGAUGGUUGGUUACUGCUAUACCGUCCCAGAUCUCACCGGCUGUUCUUCUUUAAUCCCCUUACUCGGGAGGUGAUUGAACUUGCCAAAAUUUGAGUUGACAUACCAGAUAGUAGCCUUCUCUUGUGCGCCUACAUCUCCCGGCUGUGUUCUGUUUACUGUCAAACAUGUCACUCCCCUUAUUGUGGCUAUUAGCACACGUCAUCCUUCGGCCUCAGAACGGACAACUGUUAACUACCAAAACCGCUUGCCCUUUGCCAGUAGCAUAUGGAAUAAGGUAGUAUUUUGUGAUGGGCUGUUUCACUGUCUGAGCUUCACAGGAGGGCUAGGGGUGUUUGACUCAGUUGAAUGUUCUAGCGGUGCCCCCACCCAAAUGCCCAGAGAAUUUUUUUUGCCAACAAUUGGGGGAAGGGAAAAUUCACGACGGAGCAUGAAGGAGAUAUGUUAGUAAUUUAUACGUGUUCCAGUGAAUAACCCAUUAUUUUCAAAUGUGGAUCAAAUAGAGAUGGAAGGGGAAAAGAUGGUUAUACUUGAGGGAGCAGUUGUUUGUGCUAGUUUCUUGUCAUCUCAUUUAGGGCUUGUUUAGUUGAAAGAAAGGGAAAAAAAAUUUUUAACACCUUAUCCCAUUGUCCCAUCUAAACAAGAGAAGGGGAGGGGGUUUGGUAAGGUGGAGAGGAAAGAAAAUUUUUUAAAUUAUUCAAAAAUAUAUACGAAUUUUAUUCACGUCCAUUUUUAUUAUUAUGCAUCUUAUUUUUGAAUUAAAUUAUUCAAAUAAAUUUCAUUUUGUUCAACUCAUUUUUACAGAAAAAAAUAUUUAAAUAUAAUUCACGUUAAAAUUAUAAAUUUUUAUCCUAGACUCAAUUUGUUAACCUAAAUUGAUCCUAACCUUACUUACAGAUUGCCCCCCAAACCCAAUGGUAGAAGCUGUGCACCAAGAGAUUCCAUGCUCCGAAGGGGGUUAGUUUAACACUGCGAACAACAUUUCCAUUAUUGGCCAAUGACUAAGCAAUUGAUACUUUGAAUUCAUCCCAAGAACCUCGAACCUUAUUGUAGAUUGGGUCAUCUGUGCAGCAAGGGUGAUGUGCUCUUCAGAUUGGGCUUCUCAGCCCCCACCCCGCCUAGCUCUAUCUUCGGUUUGGGAUUUUGCUGAUUAUAGGAGUUUUUGCUGUGAACUUGGUUAAGUUUGGACACUAGUUUGUUUGUUUGUUUGUUUUUUUUUGUUUAUCUUGCUUUUGUUAUUUUCGUUUGGUUUCUGUUCUGACAAGUCUCUCAGUUAUUGCUUGUUUGGAAUGAAAGUACUAUUUUCUUUGGCCCAAAAAAAGGCAUGGAUUCAAUCAGUCCAACAGGAGUCGCACGCGUUACUAGAUGGAUUCUUAACUCUGCCUUCUAAGCCUAACGGCCACAUACUC
This is a messenger RNA of Prosopis cineraria, 2369 nucleotides long. RefSeq lists its product as uncharacterized. The coding region runs from base 278 to 736 and encodes 152 amino acids. The transcript has 3 exons. Lineage: Eukaryota; Viridiplantae; Streptophyta; Magnoliopsida; Fabales; Fabaceae. The record is from RefSeq and is a predicted model, not a curated record.